AUGGCUAUCACAACACGUACAUUAUUAUUAAUAACUUUUGUUAGUUUUUCAAUAUUAAGUUGUUCAAUCUAUAUUUAUUCGAAAAGUUCUUAUAAAAAUAAAUUAUGGGCAACGAAUCCAAUAAUAUUACCGAAUGGAACAAAAAUUUUGGCAAAUAAUAAAAUCAAUGAAGAUACAAAAAAUAUAGGAAAUCUUGGUUUUGUACAUGCAUUUCUUGCAGCAAUAUCUGUUAUUGUUGUUUCUGAAAUAGGUGAUAAAACAUUUUUUAUUGCUGCUAUUAUGGCAAUGCGUCAUUCACGUUUAAUUAUAUAUGCUGGUGCAAUGAGUGCUCUUGGUGCAAUGACAGUUUUAUCAGCAUUAUUAGGAAAUAUUGUUACAAAAUUUAUCUCACGAGUUUAUACUUAUUAUUUAUCAAGUAUAUUAUUCGCAUGUUUUGGUAUUAAAAUGUUAAAAGAUGGAUACGGUAUGUCACGUGAUGAAGGAGCAGAUGAAUAUGAAGAAGUUCAACAGGAAGUCGAGAAAGCAGAAGCUGCUGAUGACUUAGAAGCAGGCAAUAAUGGUGAAUCCAUCGACAAUUCAUCAAAAGAAAAUCAACAACAACAACAAAGAUCAUCACAGAGAAAUACUAGAAAUAAUAUUACAUCAAUUAUACGUCGUUAUAUAUCACCAAUUUUCGUUCAAGCAUGUAUUAUGACUUUUCUUGCUGAAUGGGGUGACCGCUCUCAAGUAACAACGAUUGUAUUAGCAGCUAGUGAAAAUCUGUUAGGUGUUAUUGUAGGUGGUACAAUUGGUCAUGGUUUAUGUACUGGAUUAGCUGUUAUUGGUGGUCGUUUUAUUGCGCAACGUAUAUCAGCAAAGACAGUGACACUUGUUGGUGGUGUUGUAUUUUUAUGUUUUGCACUUUCAGCAUUUUUUAUCCGUCCAGAUAAAUAA
This is a messenger RNA of Adineta steineri, 933 nucleotides long. Lineage: Eukaryota; Metazoa; Rotifera; Eurotatoria; Adinetida; Adinetidae. The record is from the annotation of a GenBank genome assembly.